GGUAAGUAGGAGUUGGACUAUUGUAAGGAGAUCCAUCGUUACCUAGACACUCCACACUCAACCAACCACACACACAAUGGCAAUAGCACUUCCGACGAUGCUAUUCGUGGCCAUCGCGCUGACCACCACUAUGUCGACGGCCAACGCCAUCGACAUCAUGGAUAAGGACUUGGCAUCGGAGGAAUCCUUGUGGGCGUUGUAUGAGCGUUGGUGCGAGAAUCACGUGGUGGAACGUGAAAUCGACGACAAGGCUCGACGCUUCAAUGUGUUCAAGGAGAAUGCACGCAUGAUCCAUGAGUUCAACCAACAUGACAUGCCCUACAAGCUAAGCCUCAACCUCUUCGGCGACAUGACUGAUGAAGAGGUCAACCACACUUACGGUCGCUGCUCCAACAUCAUGUCCAGCGGCCGGAAGCGCCAAAGCCAGGAUCGUGUCAUGCAGGGCGCCAUCGCUGCCCGUGAAGGCCUUCCAACUGAUGUGGACUGGCGCAUGAUGGGAUACAACACCCGUCCAUCGGCGGUGACGAACGUGAAGCGUCAGGGAACUUGCGGGGGCUGCUGGGCCUUUGCGGCCAUAGCGGCAGUGGAGGGCAUCAACUCCAUCAGGACUCGGAACCUGACAUCAUUAUCCGUGCAACAACUUCUAGACUGCGACAAGGGGAAUGAAGGUUGUCGUGGCGGCAACGCAGAAGGGGCCUUCAAGUACAUGAUCCACAACGGCGGCAUCGAAACGGAGGCUGAGUACCCAUAUGUUGGCCAUGAGCAAGGCCACUGCUCGGUGCCCAAGAAGAACCGGAACCCCGUCGUCACCAUCAAUGGCUACAAACAGGUGCCGCCGAAUGAGGUGGCGUUGAUGCAGGCAGUGGCGGCCCAACCGGUCGUCGUGGCACUCGACGCUAACUCCAUGGCUUUCCGGCGCUAUGGGGGAGGCGUAUUCGUGGGACCUUGUGGGACAGACCUGAGCCAUGAAAUGACAGUGGUGGGCUAUGGCACUACUGGUGAGCAGGGUUCGGAAAAACAUAUAGAUUACUGGAUCGUGAAGAACUCGCUGGGGCCAGAAUGGGGUGAAAAUGGCUACAUACGCAUAGCACGCAACGUCAGCGGCCAUGAUGAGGAGGGGUUGUGUGGCAUCCUCAUAGAUGCGUCAUAUCCGGUGAAGUUCACAAGGGAAGGUGUGAAUGAUAUCAUGAAGACAAAAUAGCAGUUGCAUUUAAAGUUUGACAGUCCUUUCAACAUGCAUGUUUCGGACAUACAUAUGGACCGUUCGUUU
Hordeum vulgare subsp. vulgare (domesticated barley) is the source of this 1270-nucleotide messenger RNA. RefSeq names its product ervatamin-C-like. NCBI's taxonomy places the organism in Eukaryota, Viridiplantae, Streptophyta, Magnoliopsida, Poales, Poaceae. The transcript has a single exon. Gene Ontology annotation, molecular function: cysteine-type endopeptidase activity. Bases 77 to 1201 code for a protein of 374 amino acids. Gene Ontology annotation, cellular component: lysosome. The record is from RefSeq and is a predicted model, not a curated record.